This is a messenger RNA of Arabis nemorensis, 1479 nucleotides long. NCBI's taxonomy places the organism in Eukaryota, Viridiplantae, Streptophyta, Magnoliopsida, Brassicales, Brassicaceae. The record is from the annotation of a GenBank genome assembly.
AUGUGUGGAAGGGCUCGCUGUACUUUGAGACCUGACGAUGUUCCCAGGGCUUCUCACCGCCAUAGCGUUCCUGCUCGUUUUCUUCAUCUUGACCGUUAUCGUCCAUCUUACAAUGUUGCACCGGGUUCUUACAUGCCGGUUCUGCGGAAAGACAAUGAAGCCGUUGGUGAUGGUGUUGCUGUCCAUUGUAUGAAGUGGGGAUUAGUCCCUAAUUUCACUAAGAAAACUGAUAAGCCUGACUUUUUCAAAAUGUUCAAUGCUCGGUCUGAAUCGGUGACUGAGAAACCGUCUUUUCGCCGAUUGCUUCCCAAGAAUAGGUGCCUUGUUGCAGUUGAUGGGUUCUAUGAGUGGAAAAAGGAAGGCUCAAGAAAGCAACCCUACUACAUUCAUUUUAAGGAUCAUAGGCCUUUGGUAUUUGCUGCUCUCUUCGAUUCUUGGCAGAACUCGGGAGGUGAGACACUUUAUACCUUCACGAUUUUGACAACCUCUUCCUCGCCAGCUCUUCAUUGGCUCCAUGACAGAAUGCCAGUAAUUCUGGGUGACAAGGAUUCAGUCAACACUUGGUUAGAUGAUCCAUCAACGUCGAAACUGAAACCAUUACUUGCACCAUAUGAAAAUACAGAUUUGGUAUGGUAUCCAGUAACCCCUGCAAUUGGUAAACCAACUUUUGAUGGACCAGAGUGUAUACAACAGAUACCGCUGAAGGCUUCCCAAAAUAGCUUGAUCUCGAAGUUUUUUUCAGCAAAGCAGCCCAAAACAGAUGAAGGAGACGAAGAAACCAAAUCGACAGAUGCAAAUACCCCUGUUCAUUUGAAAGAGGAACCUACUGUUGAAGGUUAUGAAAGGGCAGUCUUAUCGAACAGCAUUACGAAAAUUGAAGAACCAGACGAGGAGAUAGAUAUAUCGAAUGAAGCCGAAAACCUGGUGUUUCAAAAGAUUGUGAAAGCAGAACCAUUCAUUGAAGACAACUCAUCUGUUGCAUCCCAUUUUGAAAAUGAAGCUGAGGAGGGUACAUAUGGGGAAGGCAAAUCCAUAAAGACAGGUCUUACUAAUGAAAGAUGUGAGAGAAAUUUCAGCAUACCGACUGAGUCCGACAACCUUGAUCUCCCAGGAAUCUCAAAAGAGGAACCCAAGAGCCAAGGCCAGCGCUUCACUGCAAUUGAGGAAUUGAAUCAGCUUGAGCUCCCGCAUGAGACUAUCCAAGGCAAACUAGGAAAUGAAAAUGAGAAGACAGUUUCAACUUGCCAUACUCCGAAGGAAAGUGGGUUAGAGUUUAGCGAGAAGUCUUCAGGGAAGAGUGGGACAAAGCGAGGCUAUGAGUUAUUCUCAGCUCAAGAGAAGCCAUGGAAACACUCUGAGAUGUUGCAAGAUGCUAAAAGCAGUGGGAAACACGGUAGGAAGCAAGGAAAAGGGAAGUCUAACAUGAAGAAAUCUAAGGAGAGGCAGUCUACAUUACAUUUCUUUUUUGAUGAGAAAUAG